Sphenostylis stenocarpa is the source of this 933-nucleotide messenger RNA. Lineage: Eukaryota; Viridiplantae; Streptophyta; Magnoliopsida; Fabales; Fabaceae. The record is from the annotation of a GenBank genome assembly.
AUGGCGUUUGAAGGCUUUGAUCCUAUCUUUAGUAAACCCAAAGUGGAAUGGGCUUCUCAAAGUUCUUGUCCCUUUUUCGUACAUGUGUAUGCCCCUGAUUCUUCUCACCUCGUAAUUCAUGUCACUAAUAUAUGUGAUGCCUGGGAAGCCCGUCUUUCACUUUCCAUGCUUGAGGACAUUAGGGAUAGUGUUGGAAUUGGGGGGUAUUGGUCAGAGUUUGCCGAUUAUUUUAUAACAUCCCUCAAGUCACAAGAUCUGAAGCUGGUUCUAGAGACAGAUUCAAAUUCUGAUGUGUAUGGCAUUAAACUUUGUGAAGAUUGUUUUGGUGACUUAUUGAAAAUCAUGAUGUCACAUGUGGUUAAAUGUUGUCAUGGAGUUAAUUGCAAAGUCGUUGACUAUGGAGUGGACAACCUAAGGGGAAAGAAACCAAAAAGUUGUGGCAUGUAUGUGGUGAAACUCUGGUUGUUUGUUGUCCUGCUAAUGCUGCAGUAUGUGAAAUGGGGUUGCUGUCUUGCUAUUUUGGAUUAUCUUUUGUCCUGCUUCAGUGUUAGUCAUGCAAAAUUAGUAGCUCAGAAAUCAAAAGGGAUGCCUUUGAUCACUAUUCCUCUUACCAAACUUGCAGACUCCACUGCUAUGGAAGUCAAGUUAAAUUUUUGCUCGAGCCUCUUCGAUGCAUUCAAAAUCAAAAGCAUGGAGUGUUCUCUUGUAAAAGAGCGAGAGCACUCUGCCCGGUCAAAAAUGUUAGCAGCUGAAAAGGAAAGAAAUGAAAUGAUUCAGUUGGAACAGCGGCAAAAGUUUCAAAAGAUUAGUGACUUAGAGAAUGGUGUUUCUUCUGAGGGAUUGCAAAACUCUCCAGAUAAACAAGCAGCUAGGGAUGCAGGUUCUACGAAAGUAAAGACUCGUAAGGUGCCAGCAUAUCGCAGGCAAAAGUAA